Nicotiana tabacum (common tobacco) is the source of this 1728-nucleotide messenger RNA. RefSeq names its product protein LIGHT-DEPENDENT SHORT HYPOCOTYLS 5. NCBI's taxonomy places the organism in Eukaryota, Viridiplantae, Streptophyta, Magnoliopsida, Solanales, Solanaceae. Gene Ontology annotation, biological process: response to light stimulus; mRNA transcription. Gene Ontology annotation, cellular component: nucleus. The record is from RefSeq and is a predicted model, not a curated record.
GAAUACAUUGGAUUAUACCAAUAGAAGACAAGAUGACGAAACAGUGCAAAUGCAAAGAGAGAGUGGCGGGGCCGCCAGUGAUGUGAAUAGUAAACCCCUGUCUCCUCCGCCCGGGGCCACCACCUCAAUUACUCCUUUUCUUCCCCUAAUUUCCAUGUUUCUUCUUCUAUUUCUCUCUCUCUUUCUCUUUCUCUUUCUCUGAACUCAAAGAAACAGUCUCUUCACUUCAAACUCUCACACAUUCACUUAUAUUUCUUCUUCUCCGAUCCUUUACGUCCCAUCAUCAGCUAUUAUUCUCACUUUGAAACCCCUCAACUUGUUCUAUUCUUGGAAAACCCAUAAUCUACACACAAAAAAACUGCUCCAAAUAAUUCUACACUAUCUUUUUCUUAAAACAAUAUAUCUCCCUUAGCUUUCCCAGAUAGCUAGCCUUAGUAAGAUCAGAGCUAGCUAGCUUAAUUUGAUUACAAUUGUAGAAUCAAACGGCAGCAAGAGCUAAAUUGCAAUAGCGUGAGACCACUUUUUGUCUUGCUGCUCUUGUUUCUCUAGCUAUUUCUCGAGUUAAGGCUUUCUUUCAGCUUUGACUUGUCUUCCUUAUCUUAUUUAGCAUAUGACAAUUUGGAGCAGUUAGACAAGCAGAGAAGGAUCUUAUGUCAUCGGUGACAGACCUAUUUAAUUAUUUAGUAUCCAGUACUAGAACUAGUAUAGACACUUGAUUUAUUGUGCAGGGCUUUUCCGAUCAUGACUUUUCGCUUAGCGAACUGCCAAACAAGGAUGUAAAGCUUCCCUCUCUUACAAUGGAUUCUCGCUAUUAAGGAUUGGAUGCAAAUCAACUCCUACUAACAUAUUAUAUUGAUUGUAUUUUAUGGAUUCUACAUCCAGGGUUGGAGCAUCCAACCCGAACAAUAACGGAGGAGGAGGAGGAGGAGGAGGAGGAGAGGGUCCAUCAUCAGCAACUGCCAGUGGUCGGAUCACUGAGAGUGAAGGAGGAUCUGCGGCUCCUGCAGCACCACCGAGCCGGUACGAGUCACAAAAGCGUCGAGAUUGGAACACUUUCUUACAGUACUUAAGGAACCACAAACCACCGUUAACCCUAGCCCGCUGCAGCGGAGCUCACGUGAUCGAGUUCCUAAAAUACCUCGAUCAGUUCGGGAAGACGAAAGUGCACGUGACCGGGUGCCCUUAUUUCGGGCACCCGAAUCCACCAGCACCAUGUGCUUGUCCGUUGAAACAGGCUUGGGGUAGCCUUGACGCACUAAUUGGUAGGCUAAGAGCUGCUUAUGAAGAAAAUGGAGGAAAGCCUGAAUCAAAUCCUUUUGGUGCUAAAGCUGUUAGAAUAUAUUUAAGGGAAGUUAGAGAAAGUCAAGCUAAAGCUAGAGGAAUACCUUAUGAAAAGAAGAAACGGAAAAGGCCAAGUUCCAGUUCGGUCACGGCUGGCAGCAGCGCUAGCCGCGGCGGUGUUAUUGCAGUAGAAGGCGGUGGUAGUGGUGGCGGAGAUGGUGGAGGUAAUGCUGGUGAUAGCAGUGGUGGCGGUGCUGCUAUUGGUCCGCUACCUACUGCUACUAAUCCAACAGAAUAGUACAGAUUAUUUUCCGGAUUCCUUUUCAUUAAUUUUAAUUUUUACCUACUAUAGUAACUUAUUUUUCUCUUCUAGUUCAGUACAGUACGUAAUUGUGAAUUAUGACAGUUGAGUUGCAUCUAUGACGGUAAGAAUUUCUCUGUGCAUAA